ACCAAACCAAAUCCUUCAAAAUCAAAAUUCGAAUAUUCCUUUUAUUUUUCCUGCUUCUUCGUCUCCUUCUUCAAUCUUUCUCCGUCAUUCAGAUUUCAAGGAGACAGAGACAGGGAAGAGGAUUCGUGAAAGCAAAAGGCGUUAAAUCUCUUUCUUUAUUUCCUUUCUUCUAUCUCUCUCUCUCUUUUCAACCGGAUCGAUAGAGAAGGGAGAUAACGAGAGAUGGAGAGAGAAGGAGAAGCAACAAUCGGCGUUGUUCCGGCAAAAUCGGCGAAUCCGAGAUAUUCUCUGAGCUUUUGGGAGGUCACGGCAGCUUCCGGCGUCGUUUUAGGGUUUCUAGUGGGACUUGUUUGCGUUUAUCUCACAAUGCCUCAAUCUGAUUACAGCUUCCUCAAGCUACCUCGUAAUCUCGAAGACCUUCAGAUUCUUAGAGAUAAUCUUGAGAUUUACACAAGUGAUUACACAGUUCAAGUUCUUGUUGGAUAUUGUCUGGUCUACGUGUUCAUGCAGACAUUCAUGAUUCCUGGAACAGUGUUCAUGUCAUUGCUUGCUGGUGCUCUCUUUGGAGUUUUCAAAGGAAUGGCUCUUGUUGUCUCCACUGCAACAGCUGGUGCUUCCUCUUGCUAUUUCCUCUCUAAGCUCAUUGGUAGACCUUUAAUCUUCUCGCUUUGGCCCGACAAACUAAUUUUCUUCCAAGAUCAGGUUGCGAGAAGGAAAGAUGGGUUGCUGAACUAUAUGCUGUUCUUGAGACUAACACCAACAUUGCCUAACACUUUCAUUAAUGUUGCUUCCCCAAUUGUUGAUGUUCCUUACCAUAUCUUCUUCCUCGCUACAUUCAUCGGUCUGAUUCCUGCUGCAUAUGUCACUGUCCGGGCUGGGAUUGCUCUUGGAGAGUUACAGUCAUUAGGAGAUCUCUACGAUUUCAGCUCGAUGGCAACUCUGUUUCUCAUCGGUGUGCUCUCUGUGACUCCAACCCUGAUUAGCAAGAAAAAGGCGUAGAAGAAGAAGAAGAUCAAUGGAAACAUAAGACAAAGCCUUCUCAUGCAUAUGAUGAUGACGAUGAUGAUGAUGAGAGGCAUUUCAAAUGCCUCCUUGUGUACAUAUGUCAUUUAGAAUGUAUUAGGACCAAUUUCAAAACCCACCUGUUCUCUACAUGCUUUUUUUUUUUUUUUUUUUUUGUAACUCAAAAUGUACUAGAAUAAUACAUCUCAAAC
Molecule: messenger RNA, 1214 nt
Organism: Eutrema salsugineum
Lineage: Eukaryota; Viridiplantae; Streptophyta; Magnoliopsida; Brassicales; Brassicaceae
Exons: 4
Coding region: 223-999 (258 amino acids)
Source: RefSeq, a predicted model, not a curated record